ACCCGCCCUCCCCUAACAGCCCCAAACCUCCCUUCCUCGCCCUCACCCUUGAAGACUGCCAUCUUUUGUUGCAUGGAGGCAAAGUCAGGAACCUGGAUCCUCAACCGUGGCCUCGAUCAGAAUCCUCAGGUACUGCCUUCUUGAGGUCGCCCAUGUCGCGCUUACCCCGACUCGAUAACUCUGUUGGUCGUGUUCAAUGGUGACCAUUUGUGCUUCUUCACAAUGACUGCGACCUCUCUCCAACACGCAUGUCAUUUCAUUCUCCUUGGACUGCGCUUGCCAAUGCCUUGAAGAAGCUCCUUCUCCUGCUUCGUGGUGAUUCCGACCAUCACCUCCCGUGUCCGCUCCCCACAUGCAUUGAAGUUGUCAGCGACUUCUUCCAUGGUCCCUCCUCCCUGUCUCUAUCGAUUGAAAUAUAAGCAAAUUGUUGAACGGAUUCAUCUCGUAGCGCGCAUUGCCUGCAUUUGGCCGUCCACGCUUUCGCUGCCGGCGCGAUCAGAAGUUGCUGCUGUUCUGGUUUGGUCCUCGUCGCAGAAUGCCUACUUCUCUCGACUAACCUUAAGCCAUGGUUGCUGGUUUGUUGUCAUGAAAAUAUCACAAACACCAGCUGAUGUUAUUGAACAAGGUGUCUUGCUUGGAGUUGUCAUGAAGAAAUUCAACCUACUAUGGCAUCAUUUUACAACCAUUGUCUCUUCUAUUAUUAUUAUGGCAUCAAUUUAAAGGCUCUACAAAAUAUUUUAAAUCUAUUGCUUUUUUCUUGUGGUAUUUUUUUUUUACCAGACUUUUUUCUUGUGGCAGUAUCAUAGCUACAUUUUGAUAUUUUUCUCGUAAUUUAAGCAUUCCAUUAUAACUUGGAUCCAAUAAGAUUAAAGACACACAUAAAAAAGACGAUCAAUAAAUUUUAUCAUGUUAAAAUUUCAAAAACAUUAUACGUAUUGUAUAAAGAUUUCUAAUUCAAAUAUCAAUAUAUGACAAGCCAAUUUAAUAAAAAGCCUUUAAA
Arachis ipaensis is the source of this 1000-nucleotide messenger RNA. The record is from RefSeq and is a predicted model, not a curated record. NCBI's taxonomy places the organism in Eukaryota, Viridiplantae, Streptophyta, Magnoliopsida, Fabales, Fabaceae.